Messenger RNA from Pimephales promelas (fathead minnow), 1543 nucleotides. The record is from RefSeq and is a predicted model, not a curated record. NCBI's taxonomy places the organism in Eukaryota, Metazoa, Chordata, Actinopteri, Cypriniformes, Leuciscidae.
UUUCCUCCUUGUCAUGUAUAACGUGGCAUUUGCUUUUCUGCUUUACAAUUUCCUAAUCAUUUUUUGUCAUGUGUGUUCUUGACUUAAUAGACCUGACAGAAAUAUGGAAUAUUUUGUGUGUUGUAGAAUUUAUUGUUAGAGCCUCUGAGUUUCCUGUCAAAGGAGAAUGAAGACCUGCAGGCUCUUGUCAAGAAACAGACACAUGAGAUCUCUAAAACUGAGGAAAGGUCUCGACAGCUCUCUUCUCAGAUCUCUGCACAGUUUGAGGAGAUGCACCAGUUCCUGAGGAAAAAGGAGGAGCAAGUGAAGAAAAUAUUAGUGAAAGAAGAGAAGGAAAUGAUUGAAAAGAUGAAAAGAAAUAGAGCAGAAAUAGAAGAGAAGCUGAACGAUGGAAGAGAGAAAGAAGGGAUUCUACACUCAGUCUUUGAGUCCGAUCAACCAGACGGGUUUCUGCAGUGGUGGACUGAGAAAGGGCUGGCAUUAGUUGAAGAGAUGAAAGAAAAAGAAAGCGGCAGUGAAAAUAAUGAUAGUGCUUCUCAAACAACCAAGUUCAAAUCAACAGUGAAAAGCGUAAAUUUCACACCAAAUUCUUUAUUCCUCGGCCUUCAUGAGACUCAUUUGCAGUUUAUUGUGUGGAAGGAGAUGCUGGGCUCUAUCAAACCAGUCCCUGAUCGUAAUGUCAUACAUGACUGUCAUGACCCAUACCUGAAGGUCUCCGGCGAUGGGCGCAGCGUCAUCCGCACAUCCAAAAAGGGGAUUUUUUUGCGUCACAAAGACUAUAGGCCUCUGGCCAGGACCCACAAGACCUUCCAGUCAGGGCAGCACUACUGGGAGGUGGACGUAGGAGCGAAGACAGACUGGAGCGUGGGCUUUGAUGGUGGCUGUAUAAGCAACUUGAACAAGGACAUUGGGCUUCACCUUAAGCAUGACCAAGGCUACUGCAUCAAAGAGUAUGAGACAGUGACAGACAUAGAUCUGACAGUGAAACCACACAGGAUAGGGCUGUACCUGGACUGCGACAGAUGUCAGGUGUGCUUCUAUAAUGCCGAUGACAUGACUCUACUGCACACCUCCACAUACCCUUCCUCCAUCCCUUACUCGCUCAGCCUCUCUCCUGGAGCGUAUCUGGCAGGGAAGAAUGCUGAUCCUAUGACAGUGUCCUGGAACUGAUCCGUCCCGGAAACAAUUAGACACUUUAUUAAGAAAGGAAGAAAGACCACAGGAGAUUUUGUUCUUUAUUUUAGACAACAAGGGAAAUACUGUAUAUGCAAGCUUAUCUGGCAUUUCAGCCACAUAAGAAACAAAUCAUGCUUUCGGAAAUAACAAUUAUGACAUAAAUUGUCAAAAUGAUCAGAUACUGUAGUAAUUAUGAGAAAAGUCAAAAUUAUGACAUACUAAGACAAUUAUAAGUCUUAUAAAAAAGAUUUGUAUCAUUUUGUCUUUUUAUGUGAUAAUUAUAACUUUUAUCUCAUAAUUUUAAUUUUUUUAAUCUUUUCAUCUUAAAUUUAGUCAAUUUCAACCUUUUAUCAAAUAUUUAUGACUU